CUUAUCAUUAACCCAUCACUCUCUCUGUCACACACACACACUUUCUCUCACUCUCUUUCGGAACAGCAGCAAGAGGUAGUUAUGAGACAUACCCUUCUCAGAGAUAAGUACAGCAGCCCCACAAAGCCUCCUUACCUUGCUAAAGGAACCUACAAGGAAAUGGGAGGAUUUAUUUGAGAAGGAGCUCAGAAGGACUCAGAAACAGUUACUCAAAGAAGCAAGGGACAAGCACUACUUCACAUUGGGGAGAUCAAGUCAGGAGACACAAGAUGAACCUAUUCACCCAGCAAACUGUGAUACUUUGGCUCUGUGUUGCUGUCACGCUCACGACAGAGCUGGUGAAGCUAAGCACUGUUGACUCUCUGAUUGUGCCAUGUCACCAGAGUGUUACCCUCCAAUGCAGAAUCUCCACCUUCCAGGAGGGGCUGUCAAUCAAUUAUCUGGCCUGGGUCGGGCAGGACGGGAAGUGCCUGUGUGAUGUUAACGCGACUGGAGUGAUGGGGACCCACCCAGGGAACACACCUAGUGCCAUGGAGUGUAGUUAUACCCCACAGACACAGCUGACCCUGACUCUGCUGCAGGUACAGCCACUGGAGCAGGGAAAUUACUUGUGCAAGCUGCGUUCCAAUCAAGGAAUAAAGGAGGUCACCACAACGGUGAAGCUGCAAGAGUGCUACAGGGAGGCCAGGUCCAGCGUCAGCGAUGAGGGCCCAACCUGCACCUUCACUGAGGUCUACCCUGACGGAGAGGUGCACUGGUUCCAGGGACACAACAAUGUGACUGGGGACCCUAAAAUCAAAACUAAACAAGUGAAGGAUGGAACAUUUUUUACAAUAACUAGUUCUCUGAAUAGAAAGACCAUCUCUGGGGAAGGGGCCUACAACUGCUCCCUGUGGAUCCCCAGUACCGGAGCCUACCUGACCAGCAACUUGGUACCAGAGCAUGGUGAAGCCAGGGUUGCCAACGGGGCAGGGGCCAUUGGUCCCGUGUGGAAAACCUUUCUAGUCCUCCUGAGUACUCUCUUCCUGGUGUGAUGUCUGAAAACGAACAUUAGCAAAUGGACCAGGAAGCGCCAGGAUCAAUUAAUAAAAAUAUGGAAGAGCCA
Molecule: messenger RNA, 1105 nt
Organism: Oncorhynchus tshawytscha (Chinook salmon)
Lineage: Eukaryota; Metazoa; Chordata; Actinopteri; Salmoniformes; Salmonidae
Exons: 4
Coding region: 270-1034 (254 amino acids)
Source: RefSeq, a predicted model, not a curated record